Molecule: messenger RNA, 934 nt
Organism: Cryptotermes secundus
Lineage: Eukaryota; Metazoa; Arthropoda; Insecta; Blattodea; Kalotermitidae
Exons: 3
Coding region: 24-854 (276 amino acids)
Source: RefSeq, a predicted model, not a curated record
UAAGACUGGUAUAAAACAGCGCGAUGGUUCCACGGAAAGACAAUUCCAAAUUCUUCAGUACGCAAGAGGAAUAUCAGAACAACAUGGCUGCAAUAUUUGUUACCGCUCUUAUGGUGCUCGGCGCUUCUCACAGCCUCAGCGCAGCCGCUCUGUUCGGAUAUGCCCCUGACGAAGCUGUCGGCGACAGGCAGGAUCAGAUACAACACGCACUGGGAAAGAUCCAGAAGCUGGCCAGCAACUUCAAGCGGAUGGCAGACAACGCGCAGGCCGACGGCAACAAACUACUCCAGGCUCUCAGGGUCCAGAGCAACGACCCUGAAGCCCUUCUGGCACUGGUAACGGAGACAAAACUCGCCAUCUCCCAGUCAGCACCAGCUGGAGUCGACAUCUCGUCCUGCGAGUCUGGGAACGACCAGAAGUACCAGGCCAUGGUCCAGGAGGCCGGACCGGGGAUCGAGGCCUGUCUCCACUCCGCCGCUGCGGUCCUGCAGCCAUACUUUCAGCAUCUGGACGACUUAGUUACCUUUGCUCAAGACGCCGCCGUCGGUGCUAAUGCUAACGUGACCAGCUGCGUGAACAAGAACCAGGGUAACGACGGCGGUCUGACCGAUUGCCUGAGUGUCGUGAGGAACCAGGUGUUCGAGGGGAGGGACCAGCUGAUGGCGGCCAUAUUGGGUGUGAUGGCUGACUUCAGGAGUGGGACGGGGCCUUUGAUUGCGGACUUCACCAAGUGCACAAAUGACGUGCAGGACAGGGCUAUCGGAGAGUCCGUGGACAUCAUCCAGACGACCCGGGAGUGCUUCAAGGGUCUGGGGGCCGGCGUCAGCAGCAGAAACUCCACCAGUUCCGCUUAAGUUAACUCGGCAUUCGAUGUUAAGUUAUUUAAGUUAUUGUGGAUUUAAAUGAAGACAAAAAUAAAGCACUAGAAACAGAA